ACAGCUGAGUCUUUUCCAGUGAAUAUGUGGAACUCUUGUCCAUUCUUUUUUGCAGACAUGGCCACAAUUUGACUACAAAAGCAAGCCACUGGAAAUACUGGCUAAUUAGCACAAAGAGGGCACCCAGUUAUCAGCCUCCUGGGAGAGCAGGACACACACUGAGGAUACCUUUGAGGCACCAGCUAGGGUACAAAUGUCUUUGACUGCUCUCCUGUCACAGUCAGAAGAUGAGUCAGCACAGCCACUGCAGAAGCCAGCACCAUCUCUGCCUGAUCCCAACCACUGAAAAGCCACCUGGUGCCGCAGGUAAGCUGCAUGACUCUCUCUUCACUGCCAUCAGGAGGAUCAGGAAUGCCACUGGGGCUGGGAAAUAAACUGAAAGCAAGAGAUAAUGUUAGAGAAGACAGCCAUAAAGAUUCAGUCAUGGUGGCGUGGCAACAUGGUGCGCCGGACGUUACUGCACGCAGCACUCAGAGCCUGGGUCAUCCAGUGCUGGUGGAGGUCGAUGCAGGCCAAGAUGUUGGAGCAAAGACGGCGCCUGGCACUAAGACUCUAUACCUGCCAGGAGUGGGCGGUGGUGAAGGUGCAGGCACAGGUUCGAAUGUGGCAGGCCCGCAGGCGGUUCCUCCAGGCACGCCAAGCAGCCUGCAUCAUCCAGUCUCACUGGCGCUGGCAUGCCAGCCAAACCCGAGGCCUGAUCCGGGGCCGCUAUGAGGUCAGAGCCAGCCGGCUGGAGCUUGACAUCGAAAUCCUCAUGACCUAGGGCACUGACAGAGCCAAGGAGGCUGGAUCUCUCUUCCAAUAAAGACCCUUACUGACCAUA
Molecule: messenger RNA, 823 nt
Organism: Symphalangus syndactylus (siamang)
Lineage: Eukaryota; Metazoa; Chordata; Mammalia; Primates; Hylobatidae
Gene: IQCF6
Product: IQ motif containing F6
Molecular function (GO): calmodulin binding
Source: RefSeq, a predicted model, not a curated record